CCCUCACUGACUCUCCGACUUCAACUACCUCUACCUCUACAAGCAACUCACACACGAGGCAUCAUGGCUGCAGAACCAUCUACAAGCAAAAAACGUCGUCUCGAUCCUGAGACUUCUGUCAAGGAGGAGGUGUCUCCAGGAGCCAACCAAGACGCCCCCUCAAGGGACAAACAGACUUCCGGGGGUGAGUUAGAAAAGAGAAGUGACCUUUGGGAACCGUUCAAAAGUCUCGCAGAGAUUCAGGUACCAGCCGCAUCGGGCAAAAGUUCAAUAUCUAUCUCCGGAGAUGACCGCGCUGUCCUCAGGAUGCUAGAAUAUAUUUACACUGGGGAUUAUUCUGUUGACACUUCUACACUCUUCCAAGGUUGGCAGAAAUCCGAAGGAAAACUCACCAGACAUGCAAGGGUGUAUAGUCUUGCUCGCAACUACAAGCUUAGCGACUUACAAGCCCUCUGUUAUGAUAAGUGCGCAAAAGAUUGGAAUUGUGGCUCUUUUUGCCAAUCUGUCUUUUGUGAUCUGGAACCGACAGAUAAGGACGAGAUCAGCUUUGUGAUGGAUACCGCCAUAGAUCACGCUGAUGAGCUACUUAAAGAUGAGGCAUUUGUGAAUACGCUGGCAACAGGACGUGGCUUCAAUAACCUCAGUGUUACUGCUUUCUUCAUUUUGUUUGCGCAGAAACUACUUUUGAAGCAGCCUAGGGAUAUUUGCAAUGACGGGAGAAAGAAGAGCACAUCUUACGUGGCAGGGACACUGGUCGGGGAGGCACUGUUCUACAUGUAUGUAGCAACGAAGCAUCGAUUUGACAACACGCUUAGAAUGCGAACCGCAAAUACUAUAUCCUUCUCUACUUAUGAAAGUAUUAUACGAUUAAUACAACCCCCAAAAACCUCUGCCAACUCGAUUCCUGAGCUUCAUUGA
Paecilomyces variotii is the source of this 918-nucleotide messenger RNA. RefSeq lists its product as hypothetical. The coding region runs from base 64 to 918 and encodes 284 amino acids. Lineage: Eukaryota; Fungi; Ascomycota; Eurotiomycetes; Eurotiales; Thermoascaceae. The transcript is spliced from 4 exons. The record is from RefSeq and is a predicted model, not a curated record.